GUCUGUUGGCGUGAAAGUCCUAUGGAGGAGGUCCACCAUUUCUCAACCGUCCCCCUCUCUCUGCAGGAGAAGACAGUAACAUUCUGCACCCAUAUAUCGUACCCGUCGCUAUCAGCAGCUACCCCGCCCAUCCCCGCCCGCGCCCGCACCCGCACCCAUAGAAAUGCUUUUUUGUUUUGUUUUUAUUAAGAAAAGACCCGUGCAAUUCAUCCAUCUCAAGCUCUACAGUCAAAUUAAUUUAUGCAGAGUGUUGAAGUCCUGUUUAGAUCUACUAGGCCUUCAUUCUAUGUAGAGAGAUGAAUCUUCAAUCGGGCAAGAGAAAAUUGACUGCUCGAGAGUUUAAGGAACUUGUGACAUCACAGGCAAGGAGAGUGAGGGCCAAAGAUGAUAUGCAAACAAAGUCUCUAUCGGUUCACAACUUUGACGAUCACACACAAGAACUAACCUCUACCUGCGAUUCACAACACAGGAAUUCCAAAGAGGAUAAUAAUGGGACUGAAGGUGAAGAAAGCAAAUGUCUCAUAUGCUCUAAUGGGGGAAGGCUCUUAUGUUGUGCUGGAAAAGGAUGCAGGAGGAACUUCCACCCGUGUUGUGUGGACCCCCCCCUAAAAUAUUUCCCUCUUGGAACGUGGUAUUGUAUUUCUUGUGUGAAAAAGAAGGUGGAAUUAGGUGUGUAUGCUGUAUCUGAAGGAGUGGAGUCUGUUUUUGAUUGCAGAGACAAUAAUUAUGAUAAUGAAGUUACACAUAAGCAGAAGAAAGUUGAGAAGGAAUAUUUAGUAAAGUACAAGGGCCUUGCUCAUAUUCAUAACCGCUGGAUCCCAGAGAGGGUUUUGAUUCUUGAGGCUCCAACAAUGCUUGCACAGUUCAAGAAAUUCAAUAAGAAGGUGAGUUGGAAAAAGGAUUGGACUAUGCCUCAUCGUUUGCUUGAGAAAAGGUUGUUGCUAUUACCCGGGGCUAGUGAAACGAAUUCUCUGUGGCAUAAUGGUGAUGGUUCUGAUUCUCAUUAUGAGUGGCUUGUGAAAUGGAUGGGCCUUGACUAUGACCAAGCUACUUGGGAAUUAGAGACUGCUUCGUGUUUAAACUCCCCUGUUGCAUUAAAAAUGAUCAGUGACUAUGAGCGUCUUCGUAAAAAGCCAAACCUGGAUGUAUGUCCAGAAAAUAAUGACAAGGGUAGUAAAACACCUUUUCCUGAGCUUUUAAUAGCACCAUUUGAAUGUGCAUCUCAAGUGCACAUUAGUAAUUUCAUUUAUGUGAACAAACUUAUCCGAUAUUGGCAGACAAGAGAAAAUGCAGUUGCUAUUGACAACCAGGUUUUAAUGCAGCCAGAAAACAAUCCAAAAAAUAGCUGGAUGGCAGUUUGGGAUUCCUCUGUAACAUAGCAGCCUUGAGAGUUUCAAAGUCAUCAAUAAAGGUCUCCAACAGUCCAGUAUGCUUCAAACUAUUAAACCUUUGAACAACUUUAUUGCUCAGAUUAUCAUUAAAUCUAGCAUUCAAAUGAGCAAGAAACUGCUUCCAUCUUAACUUCUUCUUGGACCCUAUAUAGUGUCCAAACCAGCUCGCUGCCCUACCUUCUAAAUACAAUGAGGCUAGAUUGACUUUUUGAUUAUCAGGAAUAUUGCAAAGUGUAAAAUACCUCUCACACUUCUGAAUCCACAGUUUUGCAUUCUGACCUUCAAAAGUAGGGAAUUCUACUUUAGGCGUGAAUCGGAAGGCAUUUUGAUUUGAUGAUGCAGGCUUGGCAAUGAUUCCAUCCACUUCAUCUUCAGAUGAAGAUUCUUCUCCAGAUUUUGAUUCAUCGCCUUCACUUGCUUCGUCCUCCUCAGAUGCACUUUUAUUCUUCUUCAAUUCCACCACUUUCUUCAUGAUCUUACUCAUCAUAUCGAUCAUGUUUUGAUUCUCCAAUUUCUGAUCAAACUCCAACUGGAUUACCUUUAAAGCCUCAUAUAUUUCAGAAUUAGAGUUCCUUGUCUGCACCAUAUUUCCUCAACUUAACUAUAUGAAUGAAGUUUUUGCACUUUGAUUAUCAGUAAUUUGAUCAAGAGUCUCUGAUACCAAUGACACAAUUCAGGUUAUCUUUGUAAAUGAAUAGAAUUAGAUAACGAGAACUUGUUCAGAUAGAACACAAAACUUUAGCAUGAGGGGAGAGGUUUAGGGAAGAAGAUGAUUGUAUUAUUCAUGAUGAUCUAUUCUGUACAAAAGAAGCUAUAUAAUGAUUGAGCUUGAAUCAAAGUUAGCUCAACCCUCCAACUAAUUCUAACUAACUUUGACACAUGUCAUUAUUUCAUAAGCUUCUAAUUACAAUGCUUAACAACUCAUAAUUGAUAUAUCUUGAUGAUGUCGCUUGAUCAACUGUAACUGUAUUAGAAGAAAUUUGAGAACUUGAAACAUCUGCUUUGGAUGAAGCUUGCGAACUAGAAGAAAACGUUGGCGUGGAAUAUUGCGAAAGACAGAGAAACUGCUUGCGAUGAAGACGGUGAGCAAUACGAAUUUAAGGGCGACAAAAAUGAAGGGUAAGGAUCGGCUAGUAAAGAAUCCGGCGAACUUGGAGGAACUGUUCGCGUCUGCAAACUGGGAGAUUCUCCCGUUGAUCGUGUCGCACUUUGAUGCGAACUGAGAUCUGAUGAAGGAACCUGCGAAGAAAUCUGCGAUAAAACCUUCGAACGGACAUAAUCUGUUCGCCUUGAAGUUCUUGAUCUUCCUCGCUCACGUCGAGCGUUCUGCUGGAAAAUCAAUUUGCGCAGAUCUGUGAAGUCAUUCUGCCUUUCAUUCCGCCAGUUCCGCAUCUCCUCGCGUUGGUUCCGCAUCUCCUCGCGUUGGUUCCGCAUCUCCUCGCGAUAACGUUCAAAAUUGCGCUCCAGGAUUUCCAGUCUAUUUUCUACCGUUCCUAGUGUAGUAACCCGUGACAGGCGGCAGGAAUGAGGCUCUGAUACCAAUGUUAAGUAUGUAGCUAAUUCACAAUGAAAUUCAAGAAACAAAGAUGAACAGAGAUGUGCGUACAACUGAAAGGGGUCAUAUUACAGAAAAUAGAGAGAGAAAUACAAAGGCAGUUAAAGAGCGCCAACUCUCCAAGUUCCAGGCCCAAAUGAUAAUUCCCAACCUCCCUUCUAUUCUACCCUCAACAUCUAUUGAUACUCACUCUAAUAUUGUUCUUAUUUCUUAUUAUUCUAUGUGGGUCCCUAUCACUGGGCUCAGGGGCGGAGCUAGAAAAUUGUGUGAGGGGGGUCGGAAUUUAAUUAUAUACAUUAUCAAAACAAUAGAUAGUUGUUAUACAAUACUUGAAUUGAAUGUUUCAUAUGUAGCUGAGAUAAAUGGUAGUUUUAUAAGCAUUUUUCGGUUAAUGUAUUGAUAUAUGUGUAAUGUAUCAUAAUGUUCACACAAUUAAUGACUGAAUAGGGUGUGCCAAGCACCUUGUGGUUCGAUGGCAUCACUGUGAUACUCCCAAGGAGCAGGUCACAUAUUCGAAACUCAUCCCAAUCAAGGAUGUUGGCAUUUAACAGAACAAAAAAUGACUGAAUAAGGUGUUUUAUUUUUAAAUCUAAGAAUAUAAUCAACGUCCCACAUCAAAUUUUGCUUAUUUCAAGUUAAGAUGAUGCUGAUUUUUCCAGAAGUCGUAACUUUUUACUCGUAAUGAGUUACGGGACCCAUAAUAUAUCAAAUCGAAGGUAUUUCAGAGCUCUACAUUCUUGAACUUUCAGCGGGGUCGGCUGACCACCCUGACCCCCCUUGGCUCCGCCCCUGACUGGGCUCCAUAAUUCAGAAGAAUGGUGCACUAAAUGAAGAAGUAUUUAUAGAAUCAGAACAUGGUGGAUGAGAUUGAAGAAUGCAUCGUGAUUUUUAUUUAAUCGAGAUAUGCUAACUAGACUGAAGUGUGAGUUUAAUCGGACAUCAUUUAAGCCAGAAUUACUCUAUGGCGCAAAGUGUUGGGCGGUGUAACGAUGGUCAAAUUUAAAAAUGAGUAUGGCUGAAUCGCGUAUGUUGCGUUGGAUGUGUGGAAAUACUAGAAAAGACCGCUUGAUGAAUGAUACACAAAAGGUGGAAGUAACACCUACUGAAGAUAAGAUGCAAGAAUCUCGAUUGCGGUGGUUUGGUGACUUUGGUCAUGUGCGUUGAAGACCGAAUGAUGCACCUCUUAGACGAAUUGAGAGCUGGGGAGACGAUACAGGGAGGAGAGGGAGAUGUAGACUCAAAGAAACGUUGAUUAGAGGGGUCAAGAAUGAUAUGACACUUCUUGGGUUGGAUGAGAGUAUGACUUUGGAGAGAGAAUAUAUUUGUGGAGGAUUGAUCUCAUUGUAUCUUUGUUAUCUUCUCUAUCUUUUUAAUCCUUUUUAUAUUAAGUUUUUAUCCUUUUAUAUCUUUGUUAUCUUCUUUAUCUUUUUUUAUGCUUUUUAUAUUAAGUUUUUAUCCUUUUAUAUCUUCUUUAUCUUUAUCUUAUCUUUUUCUAUCUUUUGAGCUCCGAUUUCAUAUGUCGGUUUAUGUUAAACUCUUGGGAUUAAGACUUGGAUGUUGUUUGUGCUGUUGGCCCUAUGUAAUUAGUAGAUAUACAUCUGAUGCUCCAGGAAUUGCAAUGAUGAUAUAAGAUCUCUCUUAUUUUACAUUGCACUUGUUCAAACAUGAAGUGUAAGCAGUUUACCUUCUUUGAAUGUUCAGGAUAGGAUCUUGAAGGUGGUACUAUUAGUAUCAUCCUUUGCUAGCAGUAUGAGACAUCCGUUUUUAAUAAUCACUACCCAUACUUCUCUUUCUCGAUGGGAAGAUGAGUUUUCAUGUUGUGCACCAUCAAUCAACGUUGUUGUGUAUAAAGGAAGUGAAGAUGUUCGUUCUUUCAUUAGGACUGUGGAGUUCCAUAAUGAGCAAGGUGCCAUUAUGUUCCAUGUUCUUAUCUCUCACUGUGACACUGCUGAUCAGGAUAUUGAAAUAUUCAAGUCUAUUAGUUGGGAAGCCAUAAUCAUAGAUACUAGCCAAAGAUCAUUUGCACCAAGGAGCUUAAGACACAUCACCGUGCUUUCCAGCAAUAAGAAAUUACUUCUUCUCCGUCAAGUAGAGGACAGAAGAUCUGACUACCGCAAAUUUCUCUCGUUACUCGAUCCAGACUAUGAAGAGACAAAUGGUGAUUUUCCAGCGAGUAGUGGAUCUGAAACGGAAUACAUGAAGUUGAAAGAACGGUUCACAAAGUUUGUUGCUUAUGAAUGCAAGACCUCUGCUAUCUCUAAAUUUAUCGAGUACUGGGUCCCAGUCAGGCUCUCAGAUCUGCAAGUUGAACAGUAUUGUGCUUGCCUUUUGUCAAAUUCACACUUGCUCUGCUCAACUUUGAAGAGUACAGAUUCUUUCAGCACCCUUCAUGACAUACUAAUGGCAACUCGAAAGUGCUGUGAUCAUCCUUACCUGGUGGAUUGGACUUUGGGGAGGUCAAUUGUGAAGGGCCUUCCAGUGGAUGCCCAUUUAGAUGUUGAAAUUGAACUUAGUGGAAAGUUACAACUCCUCAGUAGGAUUCUAAUCGAAGUUAGGAAAAGAGGCCUAAGAGUCCUAAUUCUUUUUCAAGCUCUGCCUGCAUCUGGGCAGAUUUCUGUAGGAGACAUUCUGGAUGACUUCAUUCAUCAAAAAUUUGGGAAAGACUGUCUGCACGCAUUUGUGGUGAACGUUUCCCCCCCAAUGAGGCGAUCCAUACUGAACAAGUUCAACAGUAAAGAGAGUGGCAAGUUUGUGCUUUUGAUGGAAACUCGUGCAUGCUCUCCCAGUACUAAGCUUUCAGAUAUAGAUAGUGUGAUUCUGUUUAACAGUGACUGGGAUCCGGCAAACGAUUUCAGAGCACUCCAGAAGGUCAGCAUUGAUUCAAAAUUUGAGCACUUGAGCAUCUUCCGCCUGUAUUCAUCUUGCACCAUAGAAGAAAAGAUACUGAUUCUUGCAAAGAGGGGUUGACCAUCGACAGUAAAAUCAAUAGGAUAAAGCAGGCGACAUGCCAUGAGCUGUUGGCUUGGGGGGCCUUGUACCUAUUCAGGAGGAGCAGCAGCAGCAGCAACAGUAAUGUCACACAAUAUUUCAACACUCUUCUUGAUGAUGUGUUCUCUGAGCUGUUAAACCUAUUACCCGGUGGAAGUGGGAACGCUGCUGCUGAUAACAGCUGCUGCUUGAGGAUUUCG
This is a messenger RNA of Cuscuta epithymum, 6134 nucleotides long. The record is from the annotation of a GenBank genome assembly. NCBI's taxonomy places the organism in Eukaryota, Viridiplantae, Streptophyta, Magnoliopsida, Solanales, Convolvulaceae.